CGGACAAGCAUGGAUUCUGGGCCCGAAGAGCUGAUGCCCAGGCUGCUGCCGGUUGGCAACUGUGACCUCCCAGAGGAUUUUGAUCCAGCGGUGCCCCCUCGGACCCCUCAGGAGUACUUGCGGAGAGUGCAGAUUGAAGCAGCACGGUGUCCAGAUGUUGUCAUUGCACAGAUUGAUCCAAAAAAGUUGCGAAAGAAACAGACCGUUAGCAUAUCUCUGUCAGGGUGCCAGCCUGCUCCCGAAGGGUACUCUCCAAGCCUCCGCUGGCAGCAACAACAAGUAGCGCAGUUUUCUGCUGUCCGUCAGAGUCUUCACAAACACAGGAGUCACUGGAGGUCUCAGCCUUUGGACAGCAAUGUUACAAUGCCAAGCACAGAGGAUGAGGAGAGCUGGAAGAAGUUCUGUUUGGGGGAAAGGCUAUAUUCUGACCUAGCAGCUGCCCUGAACAGUGACAGCCAGCAUCCAGGAAUUGAUUAUAUAAAGGUUGGUUUCCCACCCUUGCUGAGCAUUGUUAGUCGGAUGAGCCAGGCGACCGUAACAAGUGUGCUAGAAUACUUAGUGAACUGGUUUGAAGAAAGGAACUUUACUCCAGAGCUGGGUCGUUGGCUUUACGCACUACUGGCCUGCCUGGAGAAACCAUUGCUGCCUGAAGCUCACUCUCUUAUUAGGCAGUUGGCACGGAGAUGCUCACAAGUCAGAGCUGGGGUGGAACAUAAGGAAGAUGAACGGGUGUCUGCGCUGAACCUAUUCAUCUGUCUGGUUGGCAGGUACUUUGAACAACGGGAUUUGGCUGAUUGUGGUGACCCAUCUUGAUAUGAUUGGGCAGCUUUACCAACCCCCCCUACCCUCCAUUCUCACAGAACAUCUCUGCAAUAUCCAUGCUAUCCACUUCCCUUCCAUUCCAGUGGUGCACCAACUACAUAGUCUUUGGAUUCAGGACACUGUGUGGUUUACACCUCUUCAGUGCCAACGGCCUGGAAUAUGAAGGUGCAAGGACAGGCAUGGGUAAUCCUCUAGCCUUUUAGAUGUGGAGCCGAACAAGUUGCAGUUGAACAACAGCUAGAGCGCUUCACUUUGCCCAUCCCUGAGUUUGGCACUGACCAGUUGCACGUUGACCUCUUGCCUGCCAUUGGCAGUUUAGUGUAAUGUUUUCUCUUCCUGGAGCCUGAAGGAGCAGCAGUCUCAUUUAUCGUUUGUUUCUGUUUUUCUGUCCUUGUCAUAUAUUGGCCAAAGUUGGAAAGAUAUUAAGUGCCUCGGUGGGUUUGUGGAAACCAUUUUCCAUUCAUUUAACCUCACCCUGCAGUUAACCCCUUCUCUGCCAGCUGUUCAUCAACAAGCUGGGAUGGAGCAGUUAAACCAGUCUGUAGCAUGGGAAAACUGUGAAACUGUACAAUUUAGAUUAUUUAUUUGCCUUUAAUUUUGACUGUUUUCCCCCAGUUUGCCUGUUAUCAUCUGUGUCUGAGCUGCCUCUGUAAUAUGGCCUACUCAUAAAGCCGGGGCUGUGAAGUGGAUUCAAAUACUGUACCCCUUUCCUUUGUUAGGUCUUGAUUUUAAAUAAAGAGAACCAAGUGCUUCCUAAAA
Molecule: messenger RNA, 1581 nt
Organism: Xenopus tropicalis (tropical clawed frog)
Lineage: Eukaryota; Metazoa; Chordata; Amphibia; Anura; Pipidae
Gene: gemin2
Product: gem nuclear organelle associated protein 2
Biological process (GO): spliceosomal complex assembly; spliceosomal snRNP assembly
Cellular component (GO): spliceosomal complex; cytoplasm; SMN complex
Source: RefSeq, marked validated